This is a messenger RNA of Oncorhynchus mykiss (rainbow trout), 803 nucleotides long. The record is from RefSeq and is a predicted model, not a curated record. Lineage: Eukaryota; Metazoa; Chordata; Actinopteri; Salmoniformes; Salmonidae.
UUUCUGUGCUCAGGGUGGAGUUUAACAGCGGAGAAUAGAGGAGCACUUUAGGACAUUGCUUCUUCUAUGUAGUCUAUACAGGGGAUGGAAGAUGCUUCUAACACUUGUCAGUUAGUACUUAAGUUACUCAGUAUUCUAGUUUUAAGUUACUCAGUAUUCUAGUUUUAAGUUACUCAGUUAGUACUUUAAUUUGGUCCCAGGUCCUACAGAUCCUGAGUUUUUUGCGGGUAGUGCAGUAGCAUUAUGGGGGCACGGUUGUGCACUGUUAGGUGGACGCCAGAUGGAGAGUGUCUAGAAUGUGUGUGAGUUCCCGGUGUGAUCUCUGCAUGUCUGUGACAGUGUAUUUGAUUUGAUCUGUGUGAGGAUAUGCCUACUAACGUGUGUGUAUUCCAGUCAGCUGUCGUCUGAGAUAAAUACGUGUCGUGGGGAGCUGUCAUCCAUGGAGCAGGAGCUGCAGAGGCUGCGGAGAGACACCAGUAUGAAUUCCUCCCAGCUCAGCUACGUGGAGGAGACCCUGCAGAAGACCCAGGGCCUACUGGAGGAGAAGAACAACACGGUUGUGGACUUGGAGGAGAAGCUCCACUGCUGUGAGGAGGACAGGCGGACCUCUGUGCAGCAUGUGAAGGAUCUGGAGGGACAGCUACAGGAGGUGCGCGAUGAGAUGCACGACACCCUAGAGAAACUACAGGAGCUGAGAGACCUGUUACAGGCCUCGCAGCUUGGCGCAGAUGAACGACAGAUUUCAUUGGAGAAACUGUCCGCCGAGCUCAGGUGAGCCUCUCUGCCAACCGCCCGACACACAU